GAAGCACUGUACAUCCGGUGAACAGUGCGUCGAAGAAGAAGAAAACAGGUUCCAACUUAGUCAUUAGGCAUUAAACGGCUACCUAACGGACUCAGCGGACGUGUCAUAAUAGAACUUCUACAGAACAAAAUUAAAUCAUGCUGCUUCGUAAAGUGAGCCAGUCUUCGAAACUAUGUGGAUCCAUUCUCAGGAUUCCUCCCGUGCUAUCAGGAGGGCAGCGUCAGGCCGGGGCUGUGGUUUCAGUGCAAAAUGCUCGUCUCUACGCCAGCCAAGCUGCAGAGGCAGUGCUGGACAAGCAGGCAGCGAUCGGCACUGAUGCUGUCACUCAAGUGGAAAAGAAGACGGCUGCUGCUGAAUCCAAAUCAUUCGCUGUCAACAUUUUCAAAGGGCAGAUUGCAACUGCCCAAGUGUUCCCCUACCCUUCAGUCAUGAACGAGGAGCAGGAGCAGUUUCUCAGAGAGCUUGUGGGGCCUGUCAGCAAGUUUUUCCAGGAGGUGAAUGAUCCUGCCAUGAACGAUGCCCUGGAGAAGGUGGAGGAUGCCACCAUGGAGGGCCUGAAGGAGAUGGGGGCCUUUGGCCUGCAGGUGCCCGCUGACCUGGGGGGCCUCGGCCUCACAAACACACAGUAUGGCAGGCUGGUUCAGAUCGUUGGCAGCCAUGACCUGGGGGUCGGCAUCACUCUGGGGGCCCAUCAGUCCAUCGGCUUCAAGGGAAUUCUGCUUUUUGGGAACCCAGCCCAGAAGGCCAAGUACCUGCCUAAACUGGCCUCAGGUGAGACCAUGGCCGCCUUCUGCCUCACUGAACCGGCCAGCGGCUCUGACGCCGCCUCCAUCAAAACCACCGCGGUCCAGUCCCCCUGCGGAGAGUUCUUCACUGUCACUGGAAGCAAGAUCUGGAUCAGCAAUGGAGGUUUGGCUGAGAUCUUCACAGUGUUCGCCAAGACCCCCAUGAAGGACCCGAAGACCGGCGAGAUGAAGGACAAGAUAUCGGCCUUCGUCGUGGAGAGGGGCUUUGGAGGGGUGACACAUGGCCCACCAGAGAAGAAAAUGGGCAUCAAGGCGUCCAACACAGCCGAGGUGUACUUCGAUAACGUCCGCGUGCCGGCCGACUGCCUGCUGGGCGAGGUGGGGGAAGGCUUCAAGGUGGCCAUGAACAUCCUGAACAACGGGCGCUUCGGCAUGGCGGCCGCCCUGUCCGGCACCAUGAAGGGAGUCAUCAACAAAGCUGUGGAUCAUGCAGCCAACAGAACCCAGUUUGGGAGCAAGAUCCACAACUACGGAGCCAUCCAGGAGAAGAUCGCCCGCAUGACCGUGCUGCAGUACGUCACUGAGGUCAGUCCAUGAAGCCGUAUCCGCACCGCAC
This is a messenger RNA of Notothenia coriiceps (black rockcod), 1362 nucleotides long. It is a transcript of the gene acadvl, whose product is annotated as acyl-CoA dehydrogenase very long chain. The record is from RefSeq and is a predicted model, not a curated record. Bases 138 to 1343 code for a protein of 401 amino acids. Gene Ontology annotation, molecular function: flavin adenine dinucleotide binding; fatty-acyl-CoA binding; very-long-chain fatty acyl-CoA dehydrogenase activity. The transcript is spliced from 12 exons. NCBI's taxonomy places the organism in Eukaryota, Metazoa, Chordata, Actinopteri, Perciformes, Nototheniidae.